This is a messenger RNA of Amoebophrya sp. A120, 2019 nucleotides long. Lineage: Eukaryota; Dinophyceae; Syndiniales; Amoebophryaceae. The record is from the annotation of a GenBank genome assembly.
GCGAUGAAGCGAAUGCGGCGCGAGCGGGUCAGCGUUCCGUCUCUGGAAGUCAUCGAGGGCUGGGCAACACUCGCCGUGCGGCUUUUGAGGAGAAGCCUGAUUUUGGGCGAAGAUGAAAGUGAACAAGAAGCGAAAAGUGUGGCACUUGAUGCAAAAGACCGAUCUGUGGUGCUUCAGCACCCAAUUCACUUCAGGGACGCUACGGGUGAGCUGCUUGUGCAAGGUAACUACGCUGAAAUUAGCACGUAAAAGUAAUCCGGAUGCUGGCCGUUUAUUUGGUAUGCGCAACUCUACUGCAAAUUUUACAACAUCGACAUUAUUUUCAAUUUAUAGCCAAAGCGUAGUCGUGUUGAUCGGACCACUUGACAGAAAUUUCAACUUUUGAGGUUGCGGACCGGCAAACGCGUCUCCUGAGGAGUACCGAAACGAAUUCCUCUACCGAGCUAAACACGCUUCGUCGCAGCCAGUGCCACAAGAGUGCUACGACAUGCUGAAGAGCCCGGACCACAGCCCGUUGCCGCACGUGGAUACCAACACGACAGUCCCGAAUAACACGGGCGCUUUGCUUCGAUAUCGGGUGGUUUGCCGAUUCCCGGUGCACGCACGAAGGGGACCCAACCAGCAAGCGCGCGAGCGCAUCAAGGCAGACGCAAAACUGCUAAGUGCGCCAAUCGACGCCCGCAUUCGUGCAAUCGAUAAAGCUACCGGAACCAACAAUCGUGGAAGGGAUUCGCCGCGGCGCAAGGCGUUAAAAGAAGAAAUGUUCAACGUGGAACGCGAGCACUGCCACUGUCGGAAAGGGUACAGCGAAUACAAGGACGUCCUGGAAGUGCGCUUGUGCUCGACCGGUGAGCUGCUUGUGUUCCUCAACGACACCUGCCUGGGCAAUGCGUUGCACUUCCGCGCGACGUCGGCGCCGUCUUUCAUUUAUCCACCGUCGUUCGACGUCGUCAAUGGGAUCCGCACCUUUCGCGUCAACAAAAACAUUCUUACGACGGUUUGGUGGUCUUGGCAACCAAAUAAGCGAACGUGGACCUUCUCCCUCGUGGAUUCUCCACCGGCGCGGGAGAGUUUUCGUCUGAUGCUCUGGGGAGACGAUGAACACAACUUCGAGGAGUUUUAUCCCUGGCCAGAUUCCGACGAGCUGCCCGACGGAACGGAGCACUGUUACGAAUACCUAAUCCUGAAAGCGCAAGAAGAGACGCUGCUGCGGUGCCAAUACUACGCCUCGCUACCGAUCGCGCAGCGGCUCUGGGCGGUGCUGACUCGCGACGAGAUGAUACCUGCCAGAAGUAGUGUCUCGGACACUGACAACGGGAACGAGGUAGUAGUCCGCGUCCCGUCGCUCGUGCCCGCCCGCACGACAGAAGACAAGCGUCGCACCUACAACAUGCUCAAGACGCUGUGUGAGACGUACCCAGCGUUUAAUGCGGUUCGCUACGCGUUGGAAGAGAAUGCCGACAAGGACAGCCUGGUUUUCGAGACGGUUCGCCACGCCGUCGAGAAUACGGAUUUAGAAGAGCCGGGCGGCGCGGAAGUGGCGCCGACUGAGGUCGCGGUGAUGAUUCCCCAGAGCGACCUGCCUAUCAACAAUUGGGCGUGCUGUUGACACACUUUCUGGGAUCCAACCUGCGAGGUGAAGAGCUGAAAUGAUUGAAAAAAAGAAGGAACUCCUGUUGAGCGACGCAGCAAAGCAGCUGCGGCAUAGACAACGGAACGAAAGAACGAGCUUUGUUUGCACCAAGAGUCUAUCAGUAGAUAAAGAGCCGCUUCUGCGCUGUAGAAGUAUGCCAGCUGUACUUACACAGAGGCCGAAUAAUCGUCCGCGCGCUUAUAAUGAAUAAGUACGAGAGUCACGUUCCGAGGGAGAAAUUAUGUAUGAAUUUCUGUUUUUUUUUGUGCUAGUUUUUGCCUGAGUUUGAGUUGGUUUCUGAUUUUGCUUUGAGACCCUGACGCUCUGAGACCUAAGCCAACGAAUCACGACGGCAGCGCGGUUUUCUUGUGUUUAGAAUGAGGGGA